AUUAAAUCUGAUGUAAUUAAAUCUAUUACUCCUACGGUGGAAAAAUUUGAUGACAGUUCAUUUCAUAUUCGUUCGCAAUCUAUGGAGAAUGUCGAAAUAUCAAAUAAAGAUUUUAAUUCUAAGGAACUUACCGAAAAUUCUCGUAGCGAAAGUGCAAUAGGAGAAUACAAUGUGGAGGGUUAUACAACAGCAACUGAAUGUUCAACAACUCCACCUCCACGUUCGAGAAGUGAAUCUUUCGUAACAUCGCCGGAAUGCGAAGAUCUUUCUAUCAUUGCACCUGUGAUGACACAUUCUGGUUCCACUUGGUGGACCAUGGAAAAGCCUAAACUAAUAACUACAAUUGCACCUCUUACUUCUUCUUCGAUUAAUGAAAAUCAGAAAUUUCCUGAAACAACAUCAAAUAUUUCAACUAUCAGCGAAGUAAACCCAACAGUACGAAUGAAAACAAUGGAUAAAAUUACUAAUGAAAAGUCAAACAAAAUUAUAAAAGAAGUUACCGAAACAACCGUUUUGCGUGUUUUGCACGACAUUCGAUUAGGCGUAGCCUCUUAUAAAGUGAUAUCAAAUACUGUGCAAGAUCAUCGGCAAUAUAUCGACGUGAAAGAUAUUCAAAAUGUAGAAGGUGUGCUAGAAGCAGAAUCGCGCGAAAAAUCGGAUGACAUUCACCAUCAUCUCGAUUUAUCUUCGUUCAAAGAACCUAAAAAUUAUACUGGCAAAAGUUCGAAAAAAAUGCAAUCGAAUCAAAAUAUUGCAACGAAAAUUCGAGAACAUGUGUUGAAUGAAAAUACAUGCUCUAACUUAAGAGAAUAUGAGGAUAUACCGUUGCCUUCGCAAAAUCUUUUACGACAUCAUGAGGAUAGCGAAAUUAAAAUAUCAUCGAUGAAAAAAAAUGAUAAUUUAGAAGAUGAAGAUUUUCUUGAAAAGACAAGAAAGCUUUGAUGAAGACAAAUUUUAUAUAAAGAAUUUGAUGAAAACAAAUAUUACCAGCAAAUAUAGAUCUUACGAUUUUGCUUGAUUAAAGAAAAAGAUGUUUAUACAUAUGGAUAUGUUUCAUGUUGAAAAUAUCACAUGUAUUAUAUAGAAUCGGCAACAUUAAAAGAAUUAAGAAUUGUUAACUGCGUAUUUGUUAUGCUUUGCUGUCUGUAACUUUAUUGCAAAUAAAACUUUAAUAUAAUAUUAUAUAAUAUCGACACCUGAGCCGUAGAAGCUAUAUCGAGAAAAACAUGAAGGAAGGUUUAUGUCAAGAAAUGAAUGAAAAGCGGUUUAUUUCAUGCGAGGUAUAAAGACCGCAAUAUUUUCUUCUCAUAAAUUUUAUAGUGGUAUGACGGAGAAACGAACGGGAAUCGUCUUGAUUUUUAAUCCUAUUUCUCACACUUAUUUAUUCAUCUAUUAUUUAAUUUUCCGUAACUAAAUUUGUGCAAUUUAUGAGUAGUAAAUAUUGCGCUAUAUAAACACUUCUUUAAUUUCAUGCGACUUGAAUCGUUCUCGCUUUCUCGAUAUAAACCGUACUUCGUAUGCGUUUCAACAUAGACCGAUCUUCACGCCUCAUGAAAUAGACCGUUUUUCAUUAAUUUCUUGGCAUAGACCUUUCAUGUUUUUUUUUUUUUCGAUAUAGCACUUUCUACGGCUCAGGCGUUGAUAUGCUGUCGUGGAUUUUUAGUAUGUAUCGCAUGACGCAUUUGUUAUUUGUGUAAAUAAAAGAUGUUUAAAAGAAAA
This is a messenger RNA of Acromyrmex echinatior (Panamanian leafcutter ant), 1719 nucleotides long. It is a transcript of the gene sls, whose product is annotated as sallimus. Lineage: Eukaryota; Metazoa; Arthropoda; Insecta; Hymenoptera; Formicidae. Gene Ontology annotation, molecular function: phosphatidylinositol-5-phosphate binding; phosphatidylinositol-4,5-bisphosphate binding; protein binding. The record is from RefSeq and is a predicted model, not a curated record.